Aspergillus ruber CBS 135680 is the source of this 1896-nucleotide messenger RNA. Its product is annotated as phospholipid:diacylglycerol acyltransferase. The transcript has 2 exons. Gene Ontology annotation, molecular function: phospholipid:diacylglycerol acyltransferase activity. The record is from RefSeq and is a predicted model, not a curated record. Gene Ontology annotation, biological process: triglyceride biosynthetic process; lipid storage. Gene Ontology annotation, cellular component: perinuclear endoplasmic reticulum; cytoplasm. Bases 1 to 1896 code for a protein of 631 amino acids. Lineage: Eukaryota; Fungi; Ascomycota; Eurotiomycetes; Eurotiales; Aspergillaceae.
AUGCUCCGCCGUCGUCUGCCCAAGGAGGACGGCGACGACCACCAACGAGCCUCCACCUUCCCAGUGCCAACGACCCACGAAGAGAAGGCCCAGACGCAAGACCACUAUCAUGGGAACCAGGAACGCCAGAUUAUCCUCCGACCGCGGAGUAAACGACGCAAUGGUUUGAUAUUCGCGCUGGGCGGGUUGUUCGGGAUCUUCAUUGCGCUGUUCUUCGCGAACCAACAGGAGGUUAUUAGUCUGGAUUCGUUGAUGGAUUUGAAUCUUGAUGCGUUGAUUGAUGUUAUUCCACAGGGAAUUGUUAAGGAUGCGAGGGAGUUUUCGCAACAUGAACGCGAAGCCGUCAGCUACGACCCCUUCUCCGUCGGCCUGCACCUCCAAUCCCAAGGCAUAAUAGCAAAAUACCCCAUCGUCAUGAUCCCCGGUGUCAUCUCCACUGGCCUCGAAAGCUGGGGCACCGAAGCCAGCUCCCGGCAAUAUUUCCGGCGCCGCCUCUGGGGCAGCUGGAGCAUGAUGCGCGCACUGGUCCUGGACAAAGCAGAAUGGAAGAACCACGUCAUGCUAGAUAAAGAGACCGGAUUGGAUCCGCCGGGAAUCAAGCUGCGCGCGGCGCAGGGGUUUGAUGCGACGGAUUUCUUCAUCACGGGAUAUUGGAUCUGGAAUAAGAUAUUGGAGAAUCUUGCGACGAUUGGGUAUGAUCCGACGAAUGCGUUUACGGCGGCAUAUGAUUGGCGUUUGUCGUACGCGAAUCUCGAGAUCCGCGAUCAGUACUUCAGCCGAUUAAAAUCCUACAUCGAGACCGCCGUCGAGGUCCGCGGCGACAAAGUCACUCUCGCCUCACACAGCAUGGGCUCGCAAGUCGUGCUCUACUUCUUCAAAUGGGUCGAAAGCGAUGCCCACGGCAAAGGCGGCAAAGAUUGGGUCAACCGCCACAUCGCUAACUGGGUCAACAUCAGCGGGUGCAUGCUCGGCGCCGUCAAAGGCCUCACAGCGGUGCUCUCCGGCGAAAUGCGCGACACAGCCCAACUUAACGCCUUCGCCGUCUACGGCCUCGAAAAAUUCCUCUCCAAAGAAGAGCGUGCCGAGAUCUUCCGCGCCAUGCCAGGCAUCUCCUCCAUGCUCCCCAAAGGCGGCGAAGCAGUCUGGGGCAACGCAACCUGGGCACCAGACGACCAACCCGGCCAAGCAAUGACCUUCGGAACCCUCCUAAACUUCCGUCAGGAUAACCUCACCGCAGCCACCGAAUCCUCCUUCACACAUAAGAACCUAACAACAACAGAAAGCUUACAGUACCUCCUCGACCAAAGCGAAGACUGGUACAGCAAGCACAUCCGCAACUCGUACUCUCACGGCGUCGCACACACGCGUAAACAAGUCGAAGCAAACGAGAACGACCCCCGCACGUGGCUCAACCCCCUUGAAGCCCGUCUUCCGCUAGCACCGGAUAUGAAAAUCUAUUGCUUCUAUGGCGUCGGCAAACCAACCGAACGCAGCUACUUCUACCAACAAGAACCAGACCCUCUCGUCAAUCUUAACGUCAGCAUAGACACAACAGUGACAAACACAGAACACGGCGUCGACCACGGUGUCGUCAUGGGCGAGGGUGACGGCACGGUAAACUUACUCAGUACGGGAUACAUGUGCGCGAAGGGGUGGAAGAUUAAGCGGUAUAAUCCGGCGGGCGUGCAGGUGAAGGUGUAUGAGAUGCCGCAUGAGCCGGAUCGGUUCUCGCCACGUGGGGGGCCGAAUACGGGGGAUCAUGUUGAUAUCUUGGGGAGAGCAUCGUUGAAUGAGCUUGUGUUGAGGGUUGCUGGUGGACAAGGAGAUAUGAUUGAGGAGACGUAUGUUUCAAAGAUAAAGGAGUAUGCGGAUCGCGUGCAGAUAUACGAAGAGUGA